Messenger RNA from Oryza sativa Japonica Group (Japanese rice), 3863 nucleotides. RefSeq names its product transportin MOS14. Gene Ontology annotation, cellular component: cytoplasm. Gene Ontology annotation, biological process: protein import into nucleus. The record is from RefSeq and is a predicted model, not a curated record. NCBI's taxonomy places the organism in Eukaryota, Viridiplantae, Streptophyta, Magnoliopsida, Poales, Poaceae.
CCUCCCCUCCCCCUUCUCCCCAACCGAAUCCACGCGCCCCACCUCGCCGCCGUCGCCGCCGCCGCGAUGGACGCGGAGGCGUCGGAGCUGCGGGCGAGGCUCGCCGCCGCGGUGCACGCGCUCAAUCACGGCGGCGGCGGGCACCACGACCCGUCGGCGCGGCUCGCGGCCAACCAGUGGCUCCUCGCGCUGCAGCGGUCGCCGCAGGCGUGGGGGGUGGCGACCUCGCUGCUGGCCGCGCCGCCCCCGGGCCACCCGCCCCCGCCCGCCGACCUGCUCUUCUUCGCCGCGCAGAUGCUCCGGAGGAAGAUCCAGUGCCCCCCCGCCGCCGCCGGUGGUUGCCCCACGCCGCAGGAGGUUGCCCACCUCCUCGACGCGCUCCUCCUCGCGGCGGGGCGGUUCUGCCUCGGCCCGCCGCGGCUGCUCACGCAGAUCUCCCUGGCGCUCGCGGCGCUGGCGCUCCGCGCCGAGGGCGGGGUGGACGGCCUCUUCGCGCGGAUGCGGCACCUCCCCGACCCCGCCGUGAUGGAGCUGCUCACUGUGCUCCCCGAGGAGGUCGUGCAGGACCAGAGCGGGGACACCGGGGUGGACGCCGCGGCGCGCUGCAGGUUCACCCGCGAGCUCAUGGCGCACGCGCCCGCCGUGCUCGAGUUCCUCCUCGCCCAAUCCGAGAACACCGCCGCCGCCGCCGACGGGGUCCCCCUCCACGAGCGCAACCGCAGAAUCCUGCGCUGCCUACUGAGCUGGGUCCGCGUGGGAUGCUUCUCGGAGAUGCCGGCGGCGGCGCUCGCGGCUCACCCACUUCUCACCUUCGCGUUCAACUCGCUGCAGGUGUCCUUCUCGUUUGAUGUGGCCGUAGAGGUUAUGACCGAGCUUGUCAGUCAUCACCAAGAUCUACCUCAGGCAUUUCUAAGUAAAAUGCCAUAUAUUAGAGAAGCUCUUCUUCUGCCAGCUCUUGCCAACAGAAGCGAGAAGACUAUUGCUGGUCUUGUUUGUUUGAUGUGUGAAGUUGGUCAGGCAGCACCUGCUUUGGUUGCAGAAGGGAGUGUUCAAGCACUUGCUCUUGCCGAUGCACUUUUGAGAUGUGUAGCCUUUUCUAGUGAUGAUUGGGAGAUUGCAGAUUCAACCUUGCAAUUUUGGUGCAGUUUAGCACAUUUUAUACUUGAUAGUGAUGCACAAACAGAAAAAAGGAAUGCUGCACAAGAGAUAUUUUCCCCUGUGUUUUCUUCACUGCUUGAUGCACUUCUUUUUCGUGCUCAGAUUGACACUGAUGAACAUGGCACUGAUGGGGAAUUAUGCAUACCUGAUGGACUAGCACAGUUCAGAAUGAACUUGGAGGAGCUUCUUGUUGAUAUUUGCUUGCUUCUAGGUGCUCCUGCAUAUAUUAAUAAGCUUUUUUCUGGUGGAUGGGGUUUGGCUAGCCAAUCAAUUCCUUGGAAAGAGGUAGAAGUUCGAAUGUAUGCACUUAGCAUGGUCGCUGACACAAUUUUACAAGAUGGAAGCCCCUUCGAUUUUUCAAUCAUAAUGCAUUUUGUGAACAUUCUGUCCAGCAGAGCACACAGCGAACUUAAUGGAUGCCUAUCCUUGGUAUACAAAUCAUUUGGUGAUGUCAUUGGUUCUUACUCAAAGUUGUUGGCAUCCUCUCAAAGUAAUAUUAAACCAUUACUCCUGUUCUGUGCUUCAGGGAUUUCAAAAUCCAUAUCAUCAAAUGCUUGCUCAUUAGCUUUGCGUAAACUUUGUGAGGAUGGUUCUUCAUUCAUGAACGAGCCUCAGAAUCUGGAAAUUCUUUUCUGGAUCAGUGAGGGCAUGGAUGCGGGGAAUCUGCGAAUAGAGGAUGAGGAAGAGAUCAUUACUGCAAUUACACAUGCUUUAUGUUCUGUUCUUGACAAAGAGUUAAGGAAAAGUUCACUAGCAAGGUUACUUUGUUCCAGCUACACAGCAGUGGAGAAGCUUAUUGACAUAGACAGAGAUCAAUCUCUGCGUCAAAAUCCAGCUGCUUACACAGAAGCAUUGAACCUUGCUGUCCAUGGUCUCUACAGGAUGGGUGCUCUAUUUGGCCAUUUGGCGACAUCAAUUACAUCUAGUCUGAUUGAUGAUGACACGGUUUUGGUUCUUCUUGGUAUAUUCUGGCCACUUCUUGAAAGACUUUCCCGAUCAUCUCAUAUGGAGAAUGUUAGUUUAUCUGCAGCUGCAUGUCGUUCUCUUUCUUCAGCCAUACAUUCUUGUGGACAACACUUCCAGAUUUUGUUACCUAAAGUUCUGGAAUGCUUAUCAACAAAUUUCUUACUGUUUCAAAGGCAUGACUGCUUCUUAAGAACAGCUGCCAGUGUUAUUGAAGAAUUUGGUCACAAGGAAGAAUAUGUUGCUUUAUGUGUCAGAACUUUCGAAGCACUUAGCUCCGCAGCUUCAAUAUCUACUUUGAAUUCUUCUUACACAUGUGAUCAAGAACCUGAUCUUGUUGAAGCCUAUGCAAACUUUACAUCCACAUUUAUUCGCUGCUGCCCAAAGGAAGCUAUUGUCGCAUCUGGCUCCCUGCUUGAGUUGUCAUUUCAAAAGGCAGCUAUAUGCUCUACAGCAAUGCACCGAGGAGCAGCACUUGCUGCGAUGUCAUAUAUGUCAUGUUUUCUUGAUGUUAGCCUCGCUGCUGCACUAGAAUCUCGAGAGCACCCCUCUGAUGGAUCACCUGGUGUGGUGCUAGCUCAAAUUUUGGCACGCUGCGGUGAAGGUCUCAUGUCAAAUGUACUUUAUGCUCUACUUGGUGUAUCGGCCUUGUCAAGGGUGCAUAAAUCUGCAACAAUAUUGCAGCAGUUGGCAGCAGUGUGCAGCCUCUGUGAGAGAACAACGUGGAAGGCCAUUAUUUCUUGGGAUUCCCUUUGUCGAUGGCUGCAAUCAGCGGUGAAAUCUAUGCCCUCAGAGUACCUAAGGCAAGGGGAAGCUGAGAUGAUAGUUCCUUUAUGGCUCAGCGUACUUCAUGAUGCAGCCUCAGACUAUCUUCACAGUAGGACUGGUGAUAAUGUCAGAAACAACCAUGCUUACAUGCAAGGGAAAGGCGGAAGAACCCUUAAGCGUAUUGUCAGGGACUUUGCAGAAAGCCAUCGGAAUGCCCCCAUGCCCUGCCCUUCAUAACGUGUUUGAUGAAACUACCUCAUGCGGAUGGAACUGCCGCGAUUAAUAGUGUUGAUUUUGGAGCUGUCAAUGAUCCCGGAGAGCUCACUGCUCACAUGAGGAUCUAAAGAGAGACCGUGUGGAGCUUCUGUCUGGCGUUACGGGUAUAUCACAAUGCUGAUACCAAAGGUUUGAUCUCCACAUAUUCCAUCCGUUAUCUUUUAGCGGGAUUAGGAGGUCGUUUGGUGCCUAUUAUGCAAAAGACCUGGUUUGGAGUCUGUUUCUCCUUUUGCAUAGCGGCUGCAAGGGACAAGGUCACUCUGCAGACUAGUAGCUGCUCAGAUUUGAGUGGGUCAGUAUCCUCGAGGCCAAUGACCGUUCUUCAAGUUGGAGUUUGCUAUGCUAUACUCUUGGAAACACAUGGUUUAGCUGUGGCAUACUCCAACAUCUUCUGGUUUUUUGGGAAGCUGGGAACGAAGAGGUCAGAGGUGAAUUUUAUAGCUCUCUACACCCUCUUUUCACAACCCGUGCGAUGUACAAAACAUUCAUCUGUAUUCUGUCUCAAAUUUUGAGUUCAUUACCUAAGUUAUAUGUGGGCAUGUCCGCAUGUGAUCAAAGCCAUCAGCAUGUCAAGUGAAAUUUUGAGGGGUAAGAUUUUGAGAAAUGUAUAUAUAAUUGCUAGCUCAUGAAUCUCCCCUUUAAAACUAAAUGGGGUUUGAAAGACUCAUAUAGAUAUUUAUGUGGCCUCAUUCGGAUCA